Closterium sp. Yama58-4 is the source of this 801-nucleotide messenger RNA. Lineage: Eukaryota; Viridiplantae; Streptophyta; Zygnematophyceae; Desmidiales; Closteriaceae. The record is from the annotation of a GenBank genome assembly.
AUGAUACCCGGUAAUAUCGCCCAGCCCACCAUCCACCCGCGCAGCAAUUGCUUUCACUUUACGUCGAAUUUGCAGGGAAAGCAACGGGAAAUUCUUAGUUUCGUCGAGUCGCCUUUGGAGCAUCACGCUGCCGCGUUAACCGGCUGCGACGCCGACGAAAACGACGUAAGCGACGACGAUUACGACGACUUUGGCGACGAAUUUAGCGACGACUUCGGUUAUGGCGACGACGAUGGCGAAAGCGACGCCGAAAGAUACGGCGAGUCGGACGACUCGUACGAUAUCGACGAGUACCACCUCGGAGGGCGGUUCGGAAGGCCGUUUGACUCAACAGAAGACACGUUUCGAGACAGACAGACGGAUCGAGCGAGGGAAACAGACUCAGAGGCCGAGGCAGAUCGCUUGGGGGAGUUGGAUCGCGUGGGGGAACCGGGUCGCGUGGUGCAACCGGGUGGUCUCGAGGUCCCUUGCGGCUGUCGUUUUCUGCCGGCGCAGCGGGCAGGUGAUGCGGAGAAGCACCCUCGUUUACUGGCGGCAGGUGUGGCGCGCGAUCCGGCGCGCGAACCCCGAAUGGCGGCGCGUCCCGACGGCGAUGCAGAAGCAGUGGGCGCGCAUGAGAGCGCGCUACGACGCGGAGACGCACGACCCGCGCCGGAUACGAUGGCGGAAGCAGCAGACGGGGGUUCCGCCAUUCCCCGCGAAGGGAAUACCCCCUGGCGCGGAGCAGCACGCGGGGGUUCCGCCAUUCCCCGCGAAGGGAAUACCCCCUGGCGCGGAGCAGCAGGCGGGGGGCUCGGUUGA